Bufo bufo (common toad) is the source of this 3154-nucleotide messenger RNA. RefSeq names its product sterile alpha motif domain containing 4A (gene SAMD4A). NCBI's taxonomy places the organism in Eukaryota, Metazoa, Chordata, Amphibia, Anura, Bufonidae. The transcript has 13 exons. Gene Ontology annotation, cellular component: P-body. The coding region runs from base 402 to 2540 and encodes 712 amino acids. The record is from RefSeq and is a predicted model, not a curated record. Gene Ontology annotation, biological process: negative regulation of translation; nuclear-transcribed mRNA poly(A) tail shortening; regulation of mRNA stability. Gene Ontology annotation, molecular function: protein binding; mRNA binding; translation repressor activity.
GCGAGCACAGAGCCUUCAACAUGGCAAAACCCAGGGAGGGAGAGCAACAGCACCUCUAGCUCCAGCACAGGGUCUCUCUCUGGUGCAAUGCACUGGGUGCAGUUGUGAACAUUGACUUGGAAUGCGGGUGUGGAGGAGUCCGAGAGAGAACCGAAAGGGACGUCAGAUCUGGAAAAAACACUACCCAGGACACCAGCAAAAACCCCACGACGAGUAUGCCUGAAGUGGAUAAUGCAACCAUCCAUUAAUUUGUACUAUUGAUAGAGCCGUCCCUCUAUAAGAAAUAUUACAAAAAUAUUUCCUCCCCCCCCCCCCCAAAAAAAAAAAAUCUUCAUUAGACCCAUUUUUAUUUUUUUACAUCUCCAAAUUUCUCAGUGGAUCCUGUCUAUCUUCCUCUCAUCAUGAUGUUUCGGGAUCAAGUAGGAAUGCUGUCGGGUUGGUUUAAAGGCUGGAAUGAAUGCGAACAAACUGUUGCACUGCUGUCCUUGCUGAAAAGGGUUAGCAGGACCCAAGCCAGAUUCUUACAGAUCUGCUUGGAGCAUUCCUUGGUCGACUGUACAGAACUGCACAUACUUGAAGGGGAAGCCAAUAAUCCCGCAAUCAUUAACCAGUGGCAACAGGAAUCCAAGGACACGGUGAUCUCUCAGCUUUUAACCCACCUGCCUUUACUAAAGCCCGGGAACAUGGACGCCAAGGUGGAGUACAUGAAGUUGCUGCCGAAACUGUUGGCUCAUUCGAUAGAACACAACCAGCACAUAGAGGAGAGCCGUCAGCUGUUGUCGUACGCCUUGAUACACCCGGCCACGUCAUUGGACGACAGGAGCGCUCUGGCAAUGUGGCUGAAUCACUUGGAGGACCGUACGUCGGGGAAUUUUGGUACCCAGGGGCGCUGUCGAUCAGACUCUUUGGAUUAUGGGCAAAUGCAUUACUACCACCAAAGACAGAACUCGGACGAUAAGCUGAACGGCUGGCCGAAUUCUCGCGACUCCGGGAUCUGCGUCAGUUCCUCUAACUGGCAGGACAAGAACGUCAGCUGUGAGAACGGACAUUUGCCCCUGUACCCCUCUUCCUCUGUCUCUACAACCAUCAAUGCGAUUGGAACAAACACAAGCACAAUUCUCUCAGGCCAGACGCACCAUAGCCCCUUGAAAAGGUCGGUAUCCCUCACUCCGCCCAUGAAUGUGCCAAACCAGCCGCUAGGACAUGGGUGGAUGUCUCAUGAAGAUCUGAGAGCUCGCGGAUCCCAGGGUGUUUCAUCCGAUCACGCCCCCCUGUCUCCACAAAGCAGCGUAGCCUCUUCGGGGAGUGGUGGGAGUGAGCACUUAGAAGACCCCUCUUCUGCACGUAAUACAUUCCAAGAUGAAGGAAGCGGCAUGAAAGAUGUGCCUACAUGGCUCAAAAGUCUUCGUUUGCACAAGUACGCAGCCCUGUUUUCUCAGAUGACCUACGAGGAAAUGAUGUCCCUCAAUGAGUGUCAGCUGGAGGCACAGAAUGUCACAAAAGGUGCAAGGCACAAAAUAGUCAUUAGUAUCCAGAAGCUGAAAGAGCGACACAUUCUCCUGAAGUCAUUGGAAAGGGACAUCCUAGAUGGGGGUAACCUGCGGGGUCCUCUUCAGGAGCUGCACCAGAUGAUUCUUACACCCAUCAAAGCGUACUCCGCACAAAACUCCACCGCAGAAGACCACAGCCGGGAGCCGGGCUCUCAGUCUUCAUUACUGGGCACUGAGGGCCACGGAUCUGAAAACAAAGACUCUGCCUCUGGUGGGAUUCAUCAGCACCAUAUGGGCAACCUAGAAGGAGAGAGCGGGGGGGUCCCUUUACCUGAAGCCGAUCUUCCAGGACAGUUCACUAGGGUGAUGGGAAAAGUCUGUACUCAGCUCCUGGUGUCCAGGCCGGACGAAGAAAACAUCAGUUCAUAUCUGCAGCUGAUUGACAAAUGCCUUAUUCAUGAAGCCUUUACGGAGACACAGAAGAAGAGACUGUUGUCAUGGAAACAGCAAGUACAGAAGCUAUACAGGUCUUUUCCACGGAAAACCCUCUUGGAUGUUGCUGGGUACCGGCAGCAGAGAAAGACUAGCGUUGAUGUCUUCAUUGGCAGCCGAGGGUUUGGCCAGUCCAACUCGCUGCCCACAGCUGGAUCUGUGGGUGCAGGAAUAGCGAGAAGAAACCCCCGUCAGUUUCCGAUCCCAUCCCGGAACCUCCCCAGCACACGGCUUGGUUUGCUGGGUCCAAGCAGCCUCCUGGGGGCGACGCAACGAACAACGUCCAACAAUCCCGCCAUGCUAAAGCAAGGGAGACAGAAUCUGUGGUUCGCCAACCCUGGUGGAAGUAACAGUAUGCCGAGUCGAUCUCACAGCUCCGUGCAAAGAACGCGCUCGCUGCCCGUCCACACCUCCCCGCAGACCAUGCUUAUGUUUCAGCAGCCAGAUUUUCAGGUACCAGCGACAGAACCCGAUAUCAACAACCGGCUGGAAUCGCUGUGUCUCAGUAUGACUGAGCAUGCCCUGAGCGAUGGCGUAGACAAAACAUCCACUAUCUAAUGCGAAACGGUACUUCGUGGCAGCGCUGGACGUAGCACACGGAACUGCUGGUCCAGUGUUGGAAUUUGCUGACUCUCUCUUUCUCUCUCUUUCCUGGAAGCGCCAAACACAAUUUUUGCAAAUUUUAAUUUUUUUUUCAAUUUCAUUAUUGUCUAAAGAACAGAAGACACAGAGGGUCGGAAGCAUAAGCUGAGCUUGCGAGGAAAAAAAAAAAAGGUUAUUUUGUUACUUUGUGAAGCGAAAAAUUCAAACUUUUUCCAUGCGAUUGGUUUCCUGAAUGAAAAGCUUCGUGUUCUGAGCGGGAAAAACGCAUGAAAUGUGACGGGCAGGAAGUUUUGCUGCCACUGGACAAUACAUGUCUGACCAGUCAUCGGGGGCUGUACAUGUGACCAAACGAUGGAGGAAAGGGGAGAUGAUCGCUCUGUCGUUUUUUUUGUUUUUUUUCAAUACAUUUACAGUAUUUGAAAUUUGUUUUUGUUUUUCCCCUUAGUUAAAAAAAAAUUCAUGUUUACAUAAAAAAACUGAAUUAUUAAGGGUACAUGGUUUCUUCAGGUAUGCCUUCUGUUUCUUAAAUGUUGCAGAUUUUUCUUUUAUCGAUGUAGCAGCCGGUUUGC